This is a messenger RNA of Magnolia sinica, 959 nucleotides long. RefSeq names its product acetyltransferase At1g77540. The transcript is spliced from 3 exons. NCBI's taxonomy places the organism in Eukaryota, Viridiplantae, Streptophyta, Magnoliopsida, Magnoliales, Magnoliaceae. The record is from RefSeq and is a predicted model, not a curated record. Bases 97 to 444 code for a protein of 115 amino acids.
UUUCCCCUAUCAUUUUGAGACUGAGAAGAUCGUCGAAGUAUAAAAAGAACGGGUGUAAAUAUCAUAUCAUUUCUAUAGAGAGGGAGAGAGAGAGGGAUGGCCACAUCACCAUCACCAUCGUCGACAGCCGUCGGAGGGGGCGGGAAUGCCAAGAUAGUGUGGAACGAGAGCCAGAAUCGGUUCGAGACGGAGGACAAGAAGGCUUUCUUAGAGUACGAGGUGAGGAAUGGAGGGAAGGUGAUGGAUAUCCUCCACACGUUCGUGCCGUCUAGCAAGAGGGGCCAAGGUCUCGCCUCCCAUCUCUGCAUCUCCGCCUUAAAUCAUGCCAAGGCCCACUCCAUGUCCGUCAUCCCUACCUGUUCUUACGUCUCUGACACGUUUCUUCCUCGGAAUCCAUCAUGGAAUUCACUCGUGUAUGCUGAGGAUCUGAAAUCUUCCAUAUGACAUUUGUGUAUUGCUUUCUGCUUUGAUCAGAUCCUCACUGUGAAGUUAUCUUCGUCGUCGGUUUGUGGCUCCGUGAUUGGUGUUAUAUGGUUUGUAUUUUUGGAAAGAUAAUCACUCACCUUUCUUCUGCUAGACAAGGUAUAGAUCAUCUCCUUGGGCUUUUUUGACGCACCCUCUAUGAUUCCUACACUAGCCACAGUUGUGGCAAUGGACCGUGCUGAAUCUCUCUCUUCCUUCUUUCCUUCAAAUCAACUUGGUAUCAGAGCGCUCUCACAAGUCGUGGUAGCAAGAAUUGGGUGAUUUCUUUUUGCCUUCUUCCUACCAUUUGUUUGUCAUAUGCCUCCAUUCGCUAUUCAAAUGGUUGUUAGAUUGUUAAAAGAACAGAAAUUCUAGUAUUAUUAUUAAUUAGCUCGCGGAAUGGGGAAUGCAUAACAGCAUCAUUAUUAGUUUCUCUUCGAAACGUGAUCAUGUACAAAACCCGAUUCCAAUGACCAUUGAAAUAAGCUGUUUUCUCA